Messenger RNA from Cryptotermes secundus, 4574 nucleotides. RefSeq names its product tetraspanin-1. The transcript has a single exon. Bases 1906 to 2826 code for a protein of 306 amino acids. The record is from RefSeq and is a predicted model, not a curated record. Lineage: Eukaryota; Metazoa; Arthropoda; Insecta; Blattodea; Kalotermitidae. Gene Ontology annotation, cellular component: membrane.
AUGUCUCGCCUAUUACGCAAGCGCUACGUUACCGCUGGGGAGGUAGGGUUCAACAUGUCACAAUAUUAUUAUUCACCUGUCUUUAGCAUCUAGCGUGGUUGUUACUUCGAAAUUCUACUAUUUGGUUUUGAUAUUUUCAGUCAAAUUCAUUAUGGUCUUGAGUCUUAAGAGGUUUGACAGCAAAAUGAACUGACUCUCGGUAAGCCGUUAGUCGUAAAGUAAUUCUGGCUUUGACUUUAGUUAGAAUCAGCCAGCGGGCAACAAAAUGGUUACAGAAACUAAAGAAUUUCCAGUGUUAAGACCCGUUACCAGGAAACGACUGGUGAAAGCAGACUGAGAAGACUUGACGCGUGCUCUAGUGAUUUGUAAAGUGUGGAGAUUAGUGAUGACGCCAUAAUUACUUGUCGUUACGUGUUGUGUUUACAAGUGUUCGAUAAAUCCCGUCACCAAACCAAAUGCCAUGUAUAGUCAUUCCAUAAAAUCGUGACAAUUCGUUACGUGAGUCUCCUUAUGCAACAUUUUGCUUUCGAAGUCAUGACCGCGAAACACGAAGGUAGACUCCACGAAGACAGGAAGAGAGCAUACUUGCAGCUGGCUGCAAAAUUUUCAAACAUCAUUCUUACUUCAUAAUUAAACGUCAAUUAUGCUUCCUCUAAAGUGAUCUGUCUACGUACCUAACUCCCUAACUCCAUGGACCUGAGUCCCAGAGAAGCCGUCAGUCGCCACUACUCAAGAAUUUCCCCACAACUGGUCCCUGUGUUGAGCCAGAUGAAUACAGUUCAUACCGCUGCACAUACCCCUUAUGUGAGAAAGAAUGCAAGUAGGCGCAUGAGAUCAUGCCUUAACCAAUAUUAUGAAAUUUGGUAUAUUCGUGUAUUCCACGGCACCUGAGCCCAUCUCAACGGCGUACUUCAUAACUUCCUCCCAUCGGUCUGUGUGUUUGCAUGUGUAUCUCCAUCUUGUAGGUAGUUACCGGCAUGACAUAAACGCUACCGCGGCAACGAAUACACACACAAUAAAAUAGUUUUCGGACGACUUUUCUAUGCCUCCCUAGUCUCCUUCAAGGAAAGCAGGCACAACUUCUUACUUAGGCUACAUUACCUUUGCGAAACAAAAAGUACUGGUUCCUUCAGUAUGAUGCCGACAGCUUGGGAAAGAUGUCUACAAAUUUGUCGUUGCAGCGAUAUCGUGUUUGAGCCGUUGCUUAGCAGCGGUAGUGAUUUAUACGUAUGCAGACGCAGACACACAGGUUUACCUUCAAUACGAAGCGGAUUGCAUAGAAAACGACGCGUCAAAUUAUUCUUCUAUUUUGCUUGUCUAUUCGUUGUCGCGGGAACAGACACACACAAAAGUCUCUUCAGGAACCACUCUUCAUGUUUUCAGGCAUUAUGGGAGAAACACAGACACACGGCCAGAAAGUUUAUUUCGUGAACCUAUUUAUAUUUCUUUCAGACUGAGGAAAUUAGGCUAAAAAUACAAGUUGACUUCUCAGACCUUCUCUGAGUGUCUGCAUGGGUGUCCUCCACCUUAAUCGCUGCUAGUCAACGGCUCGGUAAACACGUUCCCGUGACAACGAAUACACACGCAUCAAUAGAACUACUGUUGGGAAUAUCGUUCUUUAUUCGGCUCCCCUCUUAUCAAAGGAAUGUACCUGUACCCUACAUCGUUGCUACUGAACAGCUGGGUAAACACGUUUCCGUCACAACGGAAGCAGUGGAAUCUCCAGUGUUAGAAGCCGCUACCAAGGAACUACACGUAAAGACAUAUCAGACCGUGAAGACUCAAUGUGUUCAGUAGUUACUUUAGAGUGUACAGAACAGUGGAAACGCUGUAACAAUUUUUACUUGCGAGUUAAUUCGUUACUGAACACAGGCGCUGUGGUGAGUCAUCAAAACGUCAUAAAGGAUGUCACAAAUGGGAUCUGACUGUGAGAAUACAAUGACGGAUAACGAAGAACGUAACGUAUUCUCUUACAUCUGCAAUAUUAAGGUGGCUACAUGGAUCUUCUUAGUGUUAAAUUCCCUGCUCUUAUUGGCUGGAUCCUUCGCUCUUUGCUGUGCAAUAUGGGUUGGCUGGGACAGACAUGCAUUAGUUAAAUUGACUGGGUUGAUAGAUGACGAAGAAAUCAGAAUUAAAGUGGCCGAAAAAAUAGAAUUAUUCGUCGUAGACAGAGUUAUAUACGUAAUUAUCGGAUUUUUGGCAGCUUUGGUCUCUGCAAACUCACUAGGCUGCAGCGCAGUGUUACCACGUGAGAGGAGAUGUUUAUUGAAUUAUUACUUCACGUUUCUGUUUGUCAUUCUGGUGUUGGAAUUCACUGCUGGAUGUUUAGCUACAGGCUACGCUUUUAAGGGAGAGAGACAAAUAAAAGCUGCCAUGAACGCCUCCCUUUACCGUUACAAUAUGACUGCAAAAGAGGAAGAAAAGACUACUGAAACUCUCAUAUGGGAUAGCAUUUUCACCAAACAUGAAUGCUGUGGUGUAUAUGAUUACAACGAUUUCGAGCAAAUAUCGACAGCUUCUAAUAUCACGGGUAGCAAAGUCCCUGGAACCUGCUGCCCUUCGAGUGCUGUACUAGAAAAUGGUGUUUCGAAAUGUCCAAUAUACACAAAAGGCACAAAAAUUCUCUUUCAGGUGGGCUGCUACGAUGCAAUUUUUGAUGUGAUUGUAAAGAAAAUUAUCAUAGUAAGAGGAAUAAUUAUUGGAUUAGUCUUGAGCCAAUUCAUCAGCAUCAUUCUAGUUUGGUUCCUGGACGAGUCCAUAUUAAAACGUAAUCUGAAGAGUACACAAAAAAUAAGGUGGCUUCUGACAGAACCCUUCGGCCUAUAAGGUGUGCUUAACAUACAGUUCGCCGCUUUAAGAAAAUGGAAGUAGGCUUGUGAGGUGCCCUUGAUGUCUGUGUGCAUGUAUGCUUAUCCCUCCUUAUAUGUUUCUCGGUACUUGAACCAAUCUUCAUGGAACUUUGCGUGUGCCUCACUGCGCCUCAUUCCAUCUCAACUGCAGACUUCCUAAAUAAUUCCAACAGUAAUACGAAUACCACAGUUCCUGAAAUUCUUGCGACAAUGAACUCAGUGUCACAAAAGUAGAGAGCUCUGCUAACUUUCAAUGUAAAUAAAGCUAAAGAAAUGAGAAGAUGCCCAAAGAGAGGAGAAACUAUCCAUCCCUAACAAAUACAUUGAACAGUCGGAGAGUUCUGGGGAACAAAGUAAGUGAAAAAGGAGGAACAGAUCUAGACAUAAAUCAAAGAAUAAAAAAAGCAUAAUAUACAGCAUUUAUAUAAUUAUGGAGGCAUGGAGGAAAAAGAAUAUUGAAAAUAAUAAUUACGUAUUUUUAAUACUAAUGUAAAAUCCAUUCUCCUUCAUGCCCGUGAAACACGGAAAGUAAUAAAAACAAGCAUGAACAAACUCCAAAGCUUUAUAAACAGGUGCUUAAGGCCAGACACAACACCAAGUAACUCUCUCUGGGAAAUCACAAACAAGAACCGAAUGCCAUCCAAAUUAAAAUGAGAAAUUGGAGAUUGAUCGGGCACAGUUUAAGGAAACCAACUGGUGCCGUAGAAAGGGAUGCGUUAGACUGGAACCCCCAAGGUGCCAGAAGGAGAGGGCGACCAAGGAAAACUUGGAAAAGGCAAUAGAAGAGGAAAUAGCCGGGAAGGAAAAGACCUGGAGAGAGGUUAAGGGAUUGGCUAACCAGAGAAGAAGACGGAGAAGCUUCACAGGAGCCCUGGGUUCCACUCGGCACUACAGGAAUUAUGUCAGGUAAAGUCAAGUCACAAAAUGUCUGAAUGGAUUGUCAUGAAAAUUGGUAUGCAUCUCAGUGGCAUAAUUAGCAAAUGUUCAUUAUCAACAUUACCAACAUUAAACGUCCCAAAUUACUGGGCUAAUCAAAACCAUAAUAUUCCUUGCAAGCCUCAACUAAUCUUCGUGAAACUUGGCAUGUGUAUUACAGCGUCUGAGGCUAUCAGAAUAUUAUACCCCAUAAACCUCUCCCGUCAGUAGCCUCUCUCAUAAAGCCCCUCGGGAUAACAGCUACAUUUCCUAUGGUGCAUUCUGUUCAUACUGACGAGCCUCUGGCAAUAAGUUGACCGCUUUCAAUUCUUUUAACAUAUGCUCUUUCGGGCUCUAUAAAAAUCAAAUUCAUAUUAUUGUUAUAAUGACUUACGUAUAUAAAAUACAUUUUUCACGCAUUUGUCGUACGAAACACUCAUUUAGUAAAGUUACUAAAGGUGAAGCUAUCCCUGUGACAACCCGCGAAAGCCAAUAGAUUUCUGAGAAGUUGAGGCUCCCACUUUUUCUAGACAAUCGGCUCACAGAUGGCGGUGAGGUUCUCAGACUUACACGCCGGUAUGCCGCACAUUAUGCCAGGAAGAUUGCUGGAACUCAUUUCUGUUAGAGCCUAGAGUCGACUCCAGUGUCAUCAAUCUCCACAGAGAGGGAAAUAGGCGAUUUGUACUUCCCGUAACUUCUUGUUUCUAGAGGAUAAGCUUUGGUGACAGUUAACUGGAGAAUUAUUUGUACCAUUUUCUUAUCCUUAAAUUAAUAUGUUACGUCUAUUAACAUUAAUUUUAUUUUGUUUGC